This is a messenger RNA of Cylicocyclus nassatus, 966 nucleotides long. The record is from the annotation of a GenBank genome assembly. Lineage: Eukaryota; Metazoa; Nematoda; Chromadorea; Rhabditida; Strongylidae.
AUGGCAUACGAAUCAAAGUAUGAGAUGCCAGACAUCCUUGAGAAAAUUCUCAAGUGUCUGCCGAAAGAAUACGAAGCUCUCGAAAGCGCUCCGUUUUCUUAUCGUAAUUUCAAGAAAAUAGUCCAGUUUAACGUCAACGUUAAACCGGUCGUGACAUGCGAGCGCACCAUCAAGCAGCUCUACAAGGAUCUGAUGAUGUUCGAUUUUAUUUCCGGAGAAGAAUACUCUCGCAUUGAUCUCGAUGAUGCCUGCACUCUCGCAUCUCUCAUCAAGCACACCAACGGAUUCGAGGAAGUCAACGGCAACAGUCCGGCGAUGUUCUUCAAGAUCACCGACACUCAGGAGCUCAUCAUCGAGCUCAAGGCCAAGCCCGGACCUCAGGGCAACACCGCCAUCUAUGUCAGGGAGAAGGUCAAGGCCUCCUCCAAGAAGGCCUAUGUCGUCUUCAAGGGCAACACCUGCGAGACCGGCAUCGACUUCCCUCCGUACACCAGUGAGAUGGUCAUCUACUGGAAUCAUAUUCCCGGUCUCCCUCCGGAGAUGGUAAGAGCUCCCCUUAUCCUCGAGAACACUUCCCUGAGGCCUACUGAUGUAUUAUGCGGCAGAGAAGUCACCGAAGUCCGCAAUGAGAUUCAGAGGAUCCUGAAGAAUCAUGCAGCAACCUCCUUCAACAGAGAGUUCGAUUUUGACCGUUUCCUUAUCCGCUACCCUUGGGAGUGUUCCCCGAGACUCAUGCCCUGCAUCAUGAAGGUCGCUGGACGCGAAUACGGUGAUGAGCUCCCCUGCUCGCAGUACUCCGGAUGUCCUUCGGCUCAGACGACAUACUCCUUCCUAUGUCCCGACAAUCCUGCAAACCUUCCCAACGGAAUCGAGCAGCAUCGCGCACUCGAUGACGCAUUGAUGGAGGCCUAUAUCCUUAGGGAGAUGAUCAAGCGCGGAGAUUACGAGGUGGACCUCGAUGAAUGA